Molecule: messenger RNA, 726 nt
Organism: Neomonachus schauinslandi (Hawaiian monk seal)
Lineage: Eukaryota; Metazoa; Chordata; Mammalia; Carnivora; Phocidae
Product: glutathione S-transferase theta-4
Exons: 5
Coding region: 1-726 (241 amino acids)
Biological process (GO): glutathione metabolic process
Cellular component (GO): cytoplasm
Molecular function (GO): glutathione transferase activity
Source: RefSeq, a predicted model, not a curated record
AUGGGCCUGGAGCUCUAUCUGGACCUGCUGUCAGCAUCCUGCCGUGCUGUGUAUAUCUUCGCUAGGAAGAACAGCAUCCCCUUCGACUUCCAGUUUGUGGAUCUGCUAAAGGGUCACCACCACAGCAAAGAAUACAGAGAGAUCAACCCCCUGAAGAAGCUACCCAGCCUCAAAGAUGGAAAAUUUAUCUUAUCUGAAAGUGUGGCCAUCCUUUUCUACAUGUGCCGCAAGUACAGCACACCCUCGCACUGGUACCCACCCGACCUGCACACACGCGCCCGCGUGGAUGAGUUCAUGGCCUGGCAGCACACUGCCAUUCAGCUGCCCAUGAGCAAGAUCCUCUGGAUCAAGAUGCUGAUCCCAAUGAUCACAGGUGAGGAGGUUCCAGCUGAGAAGACAGAACAGAUGCUGGUAGAGGCGAAGAACAACAUGCAGCUCUUUGAGGAGAAGUUUCUGCAGGACAAGAUGUUCAUCACUGGGGACCACAUCUCACUGGCCGACCUGGUGGCUCUGGUGGAGAUGAUGCAGCCCAUGGGAAGCAAGUAUAAUGUCUUUCUCAACAGCUCCAAGAUAGCUGAGUGGCGCAUGAGGGUGGAGCUGGCUAUUGGCUCUGGCCUCUUCUGGGAGGCCCAUGACCGGCUGAUGAAGUUGGCAGAGUGGGACUGUUCAACGUUGGAUCCAAUGGUCAAGGAGAAGAUCUGCGAGUUGCUGCAGAAGUUCAAGUAG